CGAGGCAUGAGAACGGUCCAGUUUGCCGAUGCAGUGUACACUGACAGAGGCUGGGAAGGGAUCAUUGGAAGGUUUCCAUGUGUGUGGAUGAAGAAGCACUGUGGUAAACCAAAGCUGAGUGCUGAUUACUCACCCACUUUGGCCUAGUAUGUUUGGAUGUGACAACGUUUAAAAGUGAUAAGUUGGAGAAGAAGGAGGACACAGCAGAAGGCCGAAGAAACACACAACGUAACAGGGGGAGUUCCUGAACACAGGGAAAGAGUGUGAAAGAGGCAGAGGGGAGAGAAAGACGCUGAAGGUAAGAGAAAAACACUGGGGAUAUUCAGAAAGAAGAAAAACGUGGCCAAGCAUGAGAGAGGAGGAGCAGUCUAAUGAUGAGCACCCUGAGGGAGGGGUGGUUUCCAGCAAGGAGAACAUGGGGAGACCACCUUCCAACGCAUGUCCUGUUGUUGUAGCGACGCCGGGGGUCACCGUGCGUAAGCGGCUGACAGGCUCACAUACGGAGGAUCGCGUUACCACAGUGACUCCCACCACAUCAGCAAGCUACAGCAAGGUCAAGCCAGGGGACGACAUCCAGAUCUACACCCCCACCGGACCCAAGAGACUGAAGAAGAGUCCUCUGCAUCGGCCACCUUCCUCAGAGCCGUCCCUUUCUCCCGUCCCCGGCCCGAGUCCCGGCGGUCUCUCAGCCAUCGAGGACCCACACGCCCAGCGGGUGAUUGCCAACAUCCGGGAGCGCCAGCGGACGCAAUCUCUGAACGAAGCCUUUGCCUCAUUGCGUAAAAUAAUCCCUACACUCCCCUCUGACAAACUGAGCAAGAUCCAGACCCUUAAGUUGGCAUCACGCUACAUUGACUUCCUGUACCAGGUACUGCAGAGCGACGAGAUGGACUCUAAGCUGGCUGGAUGUAACUACCUGGCCCAUGAAAGACUGAGCUACGCCUUCUCUGUGUGGAGGAUGGAGGGGGCCUGGUCGACCAUGUCCGCUGGUCACUGACCCCGCCUGACUUGUCUUUUGACUGCUGCCCUAAAACAUACGAUGAAUUCCUCAUGACGGUAAUGUUCUUACUUGACACAGACAGCAGACCUGUGGCCGACCGGUGGACUCACACCGUUUCACACCUCAACGUAGUUUUCCUCAGUGGAAAGACUAUCUGACACUUGAUAGUUUCAUGUGAGCAUUUAAGCCACUGCACUUUCACGAAAGCUGUAGUAGCUGACAUUGUUCUUAACCUACAUAUCAGAUGUAAAUAUGGAUUCUGGUGAUGUGUUGUUGUUGUGUGCCAGUGAUAGGUCUGGAGAAAUGUGCCACAACAGGAACAUUGUGCUCGGUGAAUGAUUCCUGGCUUUUCAAAAAGGAUUUUUUUUUUUUUUCCCCAACAUUUGUACUUUGUUUACAUAGAUCACAGUGGAGGGCAGAACAGGAGAGAGACAAAAACAACCGGACUUCAUUCAACAUUUAUUCAGUUCCAACAACCUGAUGGUUUAAGGAUGUGAUGCCUCUAAAUGUUGCUUCCACAUGACAGCACGGCUCAUUCUGCUGGAGCCUCCGUGAGCCCUCGGCUUUCAUCCUCAUCAUCACACUUGAUUUUUAUCACCAUCACUGCCAUCAGUGUCAUCAUCAUCAUCAUCAUCAUCAUCAUCGUCAUCGUUACCAUCGUCAUCAUCAUAGCUGCUGAAUAAAGUGACUGUGAUCUUCCCUCUACAUCUCCAUGCUCCUUGCUGCCAUGUCUGCCAUCCCAAUCAUAUGGACUUUGAUGCGAACGGAAACCUUUAGGUUCCACACUCUUGGAUAGAUCAAAAGCGAUCGGGAUGCAGACUGACAUUUCUUUGGACCAGCUAAAUCAACAAAACGCUGUCAUUUAUUGAGAAGAAAAUGCCGCCACAGGUCAAGUUGGAGCAGUAUUUGUGUUUUUUUGUUUCAUUCUAUUUUCCCCUAGAGAUUAUUCUAAGGAAAUUUAUAUAAUAGCUGUCACUGGAAAAAGACUGCAGAUUUCAAUCUCAGAUAAUAGUAUGUUCAUCUCUUGUACAUGUGUUUACAGCGUGUGUGAGGCUUUGUUUUGGUUUUUUUUAAAGAGCAUUUACUUGAAGCAUAUACAGUGUGGUGCUUUAUGACAAAUGACACUGAUACAGUAUGACUGAAAAUAAACAUUACAAGCAGAAAAAAUAGAGUUAGUGAUACAUACAGCACAUGUAUCAUUAUUUGAAAAAUAAAAAACUGUCU
Messenger RNA from Seriola aureovittata, 2224 nucleotides. RefSeq names its product twist-related protein 2-like. The record is from RefSeq and is a predicted model, not a curated record. Gene Ontology annotation, molecular function: RNA polymerase II transcription regulatory region sequence-specific DNA binding; protein dimerization activity; DNA-binding transcription factor activity, RNA polymerase II-specific. The coding region runs from base 350 to 997 and encodes 215 amino acids. NCBI's taxonomy places the organism in Eukaryota, Metazoa, Chordata, Actinopteri, Carangiformes, Carangidae. Gene Ontology annotation, biological process: regulation of transcription by RNA polymerase II; developmental process. The transcript is spliced from 2 exons.